UCACUGUCACCAUCUUGUCACGCGAUUUACUCUUGCGUCGUGAACCACGUUGGCGACAAAACUUACUUGAGCAUCCGCUCUCUCGCUCAAACUAUGGCUCGUGCACAUCGUAUCGGCCUCCUUUCCGCACUGUUUGUCUCUCUGUGGACGCUUGUCUUCUUCGAGUUCUUUUCUGUUCCGUUACUGGAUGACGGUGCCUUGAAGCAAGUUUGGCCAUUGCUUCCGUGGUGGUCUCUAGUGUCUUUCGGCUCAUAUUCGCUCGCAUCAUUGGGAUGGGGAUUGUUUUCGUUCCGAGACUGUCCUGAGGCAUAUCAGGAGCUUAUGAGCGAGAUAUCGCUAGCGAAAGAUGAUCUGAGAAGGAAGGGUGUCUCUGUCGAUUGAUGCGAAUGUACACUACACUGACGGACGGGUACUUCCACUCGCUUCUUCGAUUUUGCCUUGCAAACGUGCUCAGCGAAUAUCGUUUGAGUGGUGCAA
Mycena citricolor is the source of this 477-nucleotide messenger RNA. The record is from the annotation of a GenBank genome assembly. NCBI's taxonomy places the organism in Eukaryota, Fungi, Basidiomycota, Agaricomycetes, Agaricales, Mycenaceae.